AUGGAACGUGUAAACUUUAGAGACGCAACGCUUAACAUAGAACAAUGCCGUCGAUUUGUGAGAAAUAUACUGCAGACGAAAGGGGCCAAACCUUUUGAUUUUGUGCGCACAGCUCCUCGUCAUGAUCCUCAGGCUCUUGCUAAUGAGUCCUUUUCUGGACACUGUAGAAAUCCUCAAACUGAAAGUUUCCUACAGCUUCUAGAACUCGAAUAUCUUCUUGAUUACUCAAUCCGAUCAAAGGAGCAGACAGGAAGUCUGGCUUCUAGAGGUCACCCUGAUUAUGAUACUGAGGACAUUCCAAUUGAGGAUGUGGAUGAUGAAGAAGAAGAACUCGACGAAGAAAAUGACACGUAG
Molecule: messenger RNA, 354 nt
Organism: Oldenlandia corymbosa var. corymbosa
Lineage: Eukaryota; Viridiplantae; Streptophyta; Magnoliopsida; Gentianales; Rubiaceae
Source: the annotation of a GenBank genome assembly